GUGUAUGUUUAGCAACAGGAUCGAUAGGACACCUGCCAUUACCAUCAGAAGUCAGAGUUAAAAGUUUAAUCAUGGACCCCUUUACCAGUGCCCAGGACGUGAUGAGAUGUGACCUGUGUGAGACCGCUGUGGUACAGAUGCAUUGUGAUACAUGUCUUGUCAACCUGUGUAAGGCCUGUGUGGGAGAACAUGCUUCAGCUGAUCUCUCAAAACCUCAUAAAAUUGUUGAUUUCAAGGACAGAAAAUCUACACCCCCCUUCCCUGAGUGUACAUCACAUGUUAAAAGCCGAUGUAAAAUGUACUGUAAGCACUGUAACUUUCCUGUUUGCAAUAAGUGUAUUGCAUCUGAUCAACAUUUAGGUCAUAAAUUAUCAGAAAUAUUGGAAGUUUUAAAUGAAAGAAAAGACAAGGUAACCAAAGAUCAAACUGAAUUAAAUGAUGUAAUUUAUCCAACCUACCAGGACAUUGCCUCUGAUGUACAAAACAGAAUGAGUCAGUUAGAAAAGGAAUAUGGAGAUCUCUCAACAGCCAUAACAAAACAUGGAGAGGACUGGCACAGAGAAAUUGACAAACUUGUCAAGUCAAGAAACUUAAAGCUGAAGUUGAUGCCAUGAAAAACACACAGUUCCGAACUUUACAGAAACAUCUGGAUGAAAUAAACGAGAAAAUUAUUGAAAUCAAGGAUGAAAUCCAAUCAAUUGAUAAAGCUUUUACUUCUCGUGAUAUUUCAAAACUAUUAAGCGCUACAUUCAAUGUAGAUAGAUAUAAACAGCUACCCCAUCAAAUUAUUCUCUCCUCAUCCUCAUUCACUCAGGAAAAAAUCAAUGGAGAGCAACUUAGUAAGCUGUUUGGAGCUUUAUCAUUAACUUCCCUUUCUAUAGAAAAGAAUGGCUACAGCAUGAAGGAGAUACAUCAGAAAUCAGAUGAAGCUGGAAACUCUCCUCCUGUCAAACAGCUGCUUGAUGAACCAGAGACUGUCACCACCAUAGACACUGGGUAUAGAGAACUUUACAAUGUGGCCUGUCUGAGUGAUGAAGAAAUCUGGACAAGUGGAGAAGACUACAACAUGACACUCUUCAGCAUCAAUCAGGGAUCACUACUCAAGUCAAUCAGAACCAAGUCAGAGAAAAGACCAUGGGACAUUGCAGUGACAAAAAGUGGAGAUCUAGUUUAUACUGAUUACAGUGAUAGAACUGUGAACAUUGUGAAGAAUAAGAAGAUAGAGGAGGUGAUCAGACUACAGAACUGGAAACCUGCAGGUGUCUGUAGUACCUCCUCUGGUGACCUCCUGGUUAUCAUGAGCAGUGAUGAUUACAAACAAACAAAAGUUGUCUGUUACUCUGGCUCCACAGAGAAACAAACCAUUCAGUUUGAUGAUAAAGGUAAACCUUUCUUUUCCCAUGGUCCCUAUCGUAGAUAUAUUACUGAGAACAGGAACCUGGAUAUUUGUGUGUCUGACAUUGGAGCUGGAGCAGUAGUGGUGGUCAAUCAGGUCGGGAAACUGAGAUUCAGGUACACUGGACAUACUCCUGCUCCAAAGAACAAAUCAUUCAAUCCAAGAGGAAUCACCACAGACAGUCAGAGUCACAUCCUUACAGCUGAUAUUAACAAUGACUGUGUCCACAUUAUAGACCAGGAUGGACAGUUCCUCCGUUACAUAGACUGUGGACUGGUUUAUCCCGAUGGACUGUGUACAGAUACAAAUGACAAUCUGUUUGUUGUUCAAGUUAUGAACCAACAAGUGAAGAAAAUCAAAUAUCUGCAGUGA
This is a messenger RNA of Saccostrea cuccullata (small rock oyster), 1768 nucleotides long. RefSeq lists its product as uncharacterized. Lineage: Eukaryota; Metazoa; Mollusca; Bivalvia; Ostreida; Ostreidae. Gene Ontology annotation, molecular function: ubiquitin protein ligase activity; translation repressor activity. The transcript is spliced from 2 exons. The coding region runs from base 611 to 1768 and encodes 385 amino acids. The record is from RefSeq and is a predicted model, not a curated record. Gene Ontology annotation, biological process: protein polyubiquitination; negative regulation of translation; proteasome-mediated ubiquitin-dependent protein catabolic process.